Penicillium manginii is the source of this 543-nucleotide messenger RNA. RefSeq names its product putative U1 snRNP complex component Yhc1. Gene Ontology annotation, cellular component: U1 snRNP. The transcript has 4 exons. Gene Ontology annotation, molecular function: zinc ion binding; pre-mRNA 5'-splice site binding. The record is from RefSeq and is a predicted model, not a curated record. Lineage: Eukaryota; Fungi; Ascomycota; Eurotiomycetes; Eurotiales; Aspergillaceae. The coding region runs from base 1 to 543 and encodes 180 amino acids. Gene Ontology annotation, biological process: mRNA splicing, via spliceosome; spliceosomal snRNP assembly; mRNA 5'-splice site recognition.
AUGAGCGUGCGCAAGGCGCACAAUUCCGGUCGAAACCAUCUGAGGAACGUCGUGGAGUACUAUCAGCAAAUCGGACAAGAAAACGCUCAAUCUGUCAUUGACUCGAUCACGGCAUCCUACGCCGCAGAGGGCCAGCCCCUCCCCAAUCCCGCCAUGGCACCAGGUGCAUUCCCACCUCCAUUUGGCUUCCCAGGUACACCCCUCGCUCAUCGUCAUCACCAACAACCUCAACAAACAAGCCUAACAAUGACCCCGCGAGGCAAUUUAGGUCAAGGGCCUCCUCUUCCAUUUGGCAUGCCCCCACCAGGAGCCCCCGGCGCUCCAGGAAUGCCACCUCCCCCUGGCGCUCCCGGCGGUCUCCCCUUCCCGCCUCGCUUCCCAUCCAAUGCCUCCGGCACUCCUCCUCAGGGAGGUUUCCCGCCCCCGCUUCCGAACCUGCCUCCUGGAUCAAGCCUGCCUCUCCCUCCCCCAGGCGGUUUCCCCGGUUUCCCGAUCCCUCCCCCCCGGGGCGGCUGGCCGCCAUUUGUGGUGGAUGGCAAAUAG